Messenger RNA from Schizosaccharomyces cryophilus OY26, 1932 nucleotides. RefSeq names its product RSC complex subunit Rsc4. NCBI's taxonomy places the organism in Eukaryota, Fungi, Ascomycota, Schizosaccharomycetes, Schizosaccharomycetales, Schizosaccharomycetaceae. Gene Ontology annotation, cellular component: RSC-type complex. The record is from RefSeq and is a predicted model, not a curated record. The coding region runs from base 245 to 1861 and encodes 538 amino acids. The transcript has 3 exons. Gene Ontology annotation, molecular function: protein binding. Gene Ontology annotation, biological process: chromatin remodeling.
CUGUACACCACUAACCACCAGCCAGGUUGUGGAAAUCUCAAGAGAGAAGAGUUAAUAACUAAUUCUAUGGCCUACUAAUAUAUAAUAAAACAUCUUUGUAUAUACAUAAAGACAUUAUACUGUUGUUUUGAUGAAUACUCUGGUUUAAAAUUUUGGUAGUAUCUUCACUGAAUGCAUUUGUGCUUUUUUUAUUUGAAUAUAUCUGUAAACGUUGGAACAUAAAUAUUGAGAAGUGGAUUACAACAUGUCCUCGAUAAACGGUCAUCAGGUUGAGUUUUCCCAAACAAAGUUUAAUGAAGCUUUACAAUUCCUAGUUGACCUUAAAGAUCAGGAAGGGAACCCUUUCGAUGAUGUUUUUGAUGAAUUACCUUCUAAGAAAUAUUUUCCGGAUUACUAUCAGGUUAUUACUGAUCCUAUUGCUUAUAAAACAAUGCGAAACAAAGCCCGUCAUAAUCAGUAUUCCUCCAUGGGUGAAUUCUAUGAUGAUUUACGACUCAUGGUAAACAAUGCUAAAACGUACAAUCUACCAGGAAGCUUUGUCUAUGAGUGUGCCUUGCUGGUCGAAAAAGCCGUCAAUGAUUUAGAGGCUAAACACUUUGCUCAGCCCGGUGCUUCCACAGACACAAAAGUACCCAUUUCUACCGAAGAACAGACUUCUGGCAAGGACUAUGAAGUUCACUCUGUCAUUACUAAUGUCCUUGAUGCUUUGAAAAAUGCAAAAGACUCUACCGGUAGAUAUUUAGCUGAUAUGUUUAUUGAUUUACCGAGCAAACGUCUUUAUCCAGAUUAUUACGAAAUUAUCAAGACGCCAAUGACGAUAAAAAUGAUGGAGAAACGCCUGAAAAAGAACGAAUACAACUCAGUAAAGGACUUUGAAAGCGAUCUAGAGCAAAUGUAUGCAAAUGCACAAACAUACAACGAAGCUGGUAGUUUCGUUUAUGAGGAUUCGGUUGCUCUUUCGAAAAUAUCUGCACCCAUAUUGACAUCCACGUACAAAACUUCUCUGGAAUCCCCUAAAGAUGUCGAGAAUAUCAAAGAUGAAUCUCCAACCCAAAGAAUGCCUUCCGCUGCUCCUUCUUUCGAACCACAGACUCGAGAACCAUCUGUUGUAAGUGAUCCCUUACUUCAUGAAAAAUUACCUGCAGAAGCGGAAGAAAAAGAGAAACUUACUGAGGAUUUUACACCUCAAAUGUCAGAUGUUGUUGAACAGCAACCUCCAAAGCCUAGUCCUAUUGACCAGAUUUGUCAAAAUAACUAUAGUGCCUUUGCCCUCAUGAAAUCUUUCCCUACAAAGCCAGUACCAGAUCUCUUAAAUUCUACUCAUAAGUCGGUAUUGGGUAGAACUGACUUCGUGUUUCCUAAUUUUCCUCAAACAAAAGUGAUUGAAAAUACAGGCGAUACAGAACGUUUAUUUUAUUCUUUUUUUCUAUUUUCUCCUUCUCAUGCAUCGUUACCUAAUCCACUCUGCAUGCAUGUUCCUUGUCCGUCCUCUAAUGCAUCAGAAAUUUCUGUAAUUAAUUUGGCACAGCAACAUGCCAUUCUAAAUGUAAUUACAAAUAUUAAUCCCAUAUUGUCGAUCAGAAAUUACAAUAUAUCCGUACUACAUAAUGGAAAACUGAUUGGACCACCGGUAGCCGCUUCUCCUCAGUUGUUACAGUUAGCCGGACCAACUUAUUACAACAUUGAUUCUAUAAAUUCUGCUUUCGAUAUCAGAUUAGGACCUGGUAUGAACAGCUUGGAGUUCAUACUGACAACCAGUGAACCUACCAAUGUCCCACCUACCUCUGAAGAUAUAACACAACCUGGUUUCACAGUAAUUGAGAAAGAACGUUUUGUACUUUUGCUGUACUUGCGCUGUUAAGCAUGCUAAAUAGUCAUCUCAUUUUAGAAGUCUUAUCUAUAAAAACUAAUAUAUACAUUUCCUUUGUUCCA